Molecule: messenger RNA, 4863 nt
Organism: Caenorhabditis auriculariae
Lineage: Eukaryota; Metazoa; Nematoda; Chromadorea; Rhabditida; Rhabditidae
Source: the annotation of a GenBank genome assembly
AUGAUGCUUCCGGUUGAUCGCGAGUUCCAGGCCAAAAGCCGCGUCGCGUACGCAACGCUUCACCCUUGCCAAUCAACUCAUCUCUCCUUGCAAAUCGGGAUGGAUUGACUAUAUCUGCUGAAUCAUGGAAUAAGUGUAGGUAUGUCUGUCACAGUGGCCCGACUCCAGCCAAGAACGGCUCGUAGUUCAUCUCCAUGGACGCCAGUCCACGAUUUUCUUCGCCCACGUUUCUUCACCAGUAGCUAUCUUCUUGGAACGUUGAAACAAAUAACUCUCCAGAAUAAAAACUAAAAAAAAAAAUAAAACAAAAAUCCAACGAGAGUCGAAAAAAGAUAUAAUGAUGACCAGGCAAUAAAGAAAUGAAAAGAAUGCGACGUGCGUCUUUUCGGAUUCUCAUUUCAAUUCCAACAACGUUGGUCCUUUCCGACGCCUCGUCACGACGAUGUCCGCCGUCCAGACGACGUCAACUCACGAUCCGGAGCCGACUCUGGAAGCCGAGGUAUGUCUUCUACCAAAUUUCCGGGUUUUCAAGUUUUUCUUUAAAAAAAAAUCGUCUUUUAUGAAGAGGAUAAAGCCCUUUGGACUUUGGUUAUGAUGACCAAAAAAAGAGGACGUACCUAAGCGGUUCUAGGGAUCACUUAAGGGGGCUGACGCUACUGAAGUGGCCACUAAAAAUGCUCCGACCGGUCAGACUCGCGUCCGGUUUGCGUUGCCAAGGUCCGAGCCGGUAACGAAAACUGGACGUUUCCAAGCGGUCCUAGUGAUCCCUUAAGAGUUCUAAAGGUACUUAAGGGGCUACUAGGAGUGCUCCGACACGUCCGAAAAAAUUUCCAACUGAAGCAGAAAAAUCUUGGAAGCUUUCUAGAAGAGCUGAAAUUCGAAAUAAAGAUUUUCAAUUCCUUCCUUCCAUUUUGUUCAAAAAUUACAUUUCCAAUUUAAGGUUCUAGGGUUCACUUUAGAGCUUUUUUUGAGGAUUUGGAGUCAGAAACCAUCGGAAUUUGAGAAUUAGAGACUUCUAAACAUUAGCAAAUUGUUCUGAACACUGUUAAGCCAUCUAUAUUCCAGAAAGAGUCAGAAAAAAAAAACUGAAAAAUCGACUCAUUUUAAAGGAUUUUUAAUACAUUUUGUGUCAAGGAGACCUUCUCUUCCAUGUUUUUUUACAUUUUCAAUCAUUACAUCUAGUUCAAGAAUCACUUUAUAUUGAGCUCUACAGGACCUUUUCCCCUCCUUUUUCUUCAAAUCGAACCCAAAUCCUUUCAGAAAACGAUUGUUUGGCGGUUCCCCUCAACGGUUUCCCAAUCUUCUCUGUGCGGCCGAUCAAACGUCUCUAACGCCUGUACUCUAAUAUCCCUACACGUUGCCGAGUACAUCCAUCUCCAUGACAUCAACAUGCCCAAGCUGAAUCAUAAUCACAAGGUUUCUUUAAUGAUUAAUUUUUGGCGACUUGAAAGGCGAUAUGGGCAGAUCGGCAAGCGUGACGCGCUGCGUGUGCAACGCGGUUUUUGGCGGGAAUUUCAAACAGAAUGGAGUUUUGAAAGGAAAUAUGAAAAAAUUAUCGAAAAACUAUCGGGAAAUAAGUAAAAAAGAUGGAUUGCGUUUGAAUUUCUUCUUCCCGCCAAGAGCCGCAUCGCGACCGCAACGCGCUACUCUUGCUGAUCGUUUUUGUAUUAAAAUGUCUCGUUUCUGUCUCCAGUCUCAAGAAACGAGAAAAAAUCCUUUUUUUGAGAUGAAAAUGUCGGAGUAAAAGCUGCUAUUUUUUUAAAUUUUUCUUGAAUUCAUUUGAAGUGUAGCCUGUAUACCAUGACUUGGAAUUUCACCAAACGACAUUCCGCUGUGCCGCUGCGCGCCUUUGCGAACUUCGGUUGCUCUUUUAAUAUUUUUUCUCAUUUAUUAAGGUACUCUACUUUCAUGUGCUCCCACAGCAAUAACAAUCAAUUGAAAGCGUGACUUAGAUUCAAAAGACGCUUCGCGAACGCACGCAGCGGAACAGCGGAAUGUCGUUCGGUGAAAUUUCAAUGCGUGACACACAAACUAUACUUCAAAUUUUCGAUCUCGAUCUUGUCUCGAUUUGAGAAAAGAAUAUCGUGAACAACCCUGCUUCCAAAUUGGGAAAAAUCGACUACAUGGUUUUCCCAAUAAACUCUUGAAGAACACCUCGACGCACCGGUACAACGCCCUGCUGUCGCAGCCAAUCGAACGCCGAGCCAUUGGCGGCUCCGAAAGCUUCUUCAACGUCACGACGCCUUUCUACGCACAGCCGUCUACCUUAGUUUAUAACCCCUAUAAGUCCGCCUACGAUCCUUUACCAGUGAGUUGAGAAGUAUUCCUUUGAAGAUUCUUCUUCUCAGAGAUGUCCGUCCGAAAUAUAUUCCUGCCUCCUUAAUGGAAUUAUUGACGGAAAUGAAACGUACGACAGACAUGCCGGUGAAGAUUCGACGCGAGUUUACAAUUUACCUGAUGCGAUCAAGGCUUGCGGCUCGAAUUUUAACGUGAGUUUGGAGAUCAAGACUUGAAAUGACUUCUCUGCGCCCUCCUCGUCUCUCGACGACUCUCUCUUGUUGGCGCGCUAUUUCCGCGUUUCUGUGACCUCGCCGGUAAGGAAACAGAGAGACGCAGACACUCGAAAACUGUCAAGUCGCGGGGGAUGGACUAUAUCACUGAUAAAAAUCAUCAUCGCUUUGUUAGCUUCUGAAGUCUCAAAUCCUCCGUAAAACGCAGAAGUUCGAUCCUGAAAAUUUUUUGACCAUUUUUCAAUCUUGUCCUUCAUAUAAAUUGAUGUGAUUUCAACGAAAAUGAUAACUUUUUUUUUCUUAUAAACUGAUUGAAGAGGUUUCAGGAGGUUGAUUUCACGCUUGUGAGCGGCAGCAUCUCCGAAAGCUUGCCUAAACUCAUCUGGAUGGCUGUUAGAUGGUGAGCUUUUUCCCUUGAAGUAAAAAGAUUUCCUUUUCUGGAAAAAAUUUUUUUUUGAUUUUAUUCGGUUUAACUCGGAUGAAACAAUGAAAGUCCAGAGUUUUGGUCACUUCAUUUUCGACGACUUUUUGACUUUAUUUUCCAAAUUCAAAGCUCAAAAUAAAAUUCUCAAAGCCUUUCUUCAUCCCUCUUGUAAAAUUUAUUAAGCUUCUGAAAACUUGAAAUUUUUUCCGGAAACUUGUGCUAAAACUAUUGAAAAAAGUAUCGAGCAAAAAAAAAGCGGAAGUCGUUAGAACCGAACCCCUAACCCUUGCACUACCAAACAAAGGCUCAACCAACUGAGCCACGUUGCAGUCCGAUGUUCGCCGCCGACAAACGGCUCUUCUUCGUGAUGAUCGGAUGCAUGCGGACUGUGAUGCUGGUCUACGACAGGAGCACUGACACGGUGACCAUGUUCGACCCUCACAUGCACUCGUUCCGAAACUGUUGUGAGUUGAAACCGCGACGCGCCCCGAAGAUUGCUAGACGCGACGCGGUCUUUUCGCAAAAGUGAAUAUUCAUUUUCCAGCCAGUCAGCAGUACGGAGCGCUGAUCGCCACGGCGAGACUUUGCGAAAUCGACUCAUUUUCCGACUUUGUCAAUGGAUUUGUGUUUCCAGACUUGCCUGACCAGGAGAAAAAAGUGAGGUUUUUGAAGGAAAAAUGGGAAAAAAUUUUCAAAAAUCCUUUUUUAGCUACAAGGAAGGUUAUUUCGAAUUCAUUUUCUGCUUUUGAGUGCCUUAAUCAGAAUGUAGUAAAAAAAAAAUGCCUGACUGGGAAAAUUUUUAGUGGCCGCUUUAGGGUUUUGACGUUUUAGUGGCCAUUAUAGUAGUCAAAUUAGUGGCCACUUAAGUGGUUAAAACAUAGUGACCACUUCAGGAGUCAAUGGAUCGACAUAACUGGUCCAAUCUGUUUGUUUUAAAGAAAUCAGAGUUACUGGAAGGAAUACUGGAUGAAAAACUACUGAAGUGGUAAAUAGAGAACCUCUACAGGGGCCACUAAAAGGGAAAAAAGUGGCCACUAUAGAGGUGGGUUUAGUGGCCACUUCAGUGUCCUCUCCAAGUAGUCCUUGGCGAGUCUCUCUAAUGGCCACUAAAAUUUUCCCAUAAAAGGCAAAAAAUCUGUCAAAAACUGACUAAAUCGGUUACUUGAGCCCCUCUUUCUUGAAAAAUGGGGAUCCCAGCAGUUUGAGACUUUCAGACUGUUCUUCUGCCAAUAGAAACUUUCUUUGACUUUUCCAGGAGUUCGAAAUCUCCGUGAUUCGAUUCAAUCCGCAGUCUAGUCUCGUGUCUCCUUGCCUGGUCCCGUUUUCGCCUGCUCCGCCCGGACCGGUGAAGAUUUUUCCGGCCAACAAGCUCAAAUCGUCGGACGUCGUCGUGGCUGGAGGUUCCGCUGAACGGAAACGGCGGGCUGAUCCGGCAGAAUGGGACAAUCAGGAAAAUGGUUGGUCCAUCAUCUGGAAAAGGGCUUUCUAUUCAAAAUAAUUUUAUUCAAAUUUUAAAAAUUUAACAUCUCAUGUUUUCUCACUAUUGCUCAUAUUAGAGUGUUUUUCUCAAAAAAAAAAAUCAAAACCUCUACUUUUCGAAAAAAAUUCCAUAUGUUUGUAGCCCUAUACAUCUGAACCUUAUAAUUUGAUCAGUAGAUCCAAUUCAGUUUCUUAUGAUAGCCAUGUAGUUCUUGUUGGUAGCUAAAUAUCUUCUUGAUCUUCCAAGUCUUAAUUCGAGAAAAAGUCCGGAGAAACUUUCUCAAACCGAACUUUUCAGGCAAAGAACCGUGGCGGAAGCGUCCGAGCCGAUUCUCUCGUCGGAUUUCCGCCGUCCAAGCAGCCCAAGCGUCAAGAGACGCCCGAGCGCCGAUGCAGCCCCUCUGGCCAUAUCCAUCCUUUUUCAAUUACAAUCCUCAGACGAAAUAUUGA